AUGAUGCACAAACAUACCAAGCCCAUCGGCCAGCGCAAGGUCUCACCUCCGGGUCCCAGCUAUAUGUCCAAUGAUCAAGUCGCCAGCUACUUGAAAGACCUUCGGACAAAUCGUCCGUCUCGUCCAACAGGCUCCCGACCGUACCCUGGCAGGCCAGCGGAGUCGACUAGCAAUCUACAGGACGAGAUCCCUCCCCGUGCAGCUUCCGCAUUCUCAAUGUACCGACCGUCCGAAAGUUCUCCAGAUGGUGGGCCUCGCUGCGACAGCGCGAUGUCUCACCGUCGCACAAACUCCUACGCGCCCCAUAGUGGCCCAACAGGACGACCCCUAGCACAGGAACCUCGAUCGGUCUCUGUGCGGAAGAAUGAGUUUCCUUCUCAAAUGUUCUCACGUCCUGUGGCCGCAUCUCCUGUUCCCUCCUACAAAGAAAGUAAACAGCGACACCAAGAGAAAGAAGAGGUGCGCGAGAUACGUGAUGCGCUUCAAGGCAUGAACCUUGAUGAAGAUAUUCGGCUUCAUCAAGCUGCUCAAGAUGAAGCUACCGAAUUGGUCUGGAUGCACCAGAAUCCCGGCAUGCCCUACAAGAAUCCAUAUGCCCCCUAUCGAAACCCCGACGUGGCUGGGGAAGACCCAUCCAUCCGAAGUCAAUCCGUCAAGAGCUUUGGGUCCGGAUCCUAUUCGAUCAAACAUCGCCAUUCAGUCACCUCCAGUGGCUCUUCGAGCGGCCCAUCAAGCCCCGAGUUUGUGGAUGCCAAUCUGAAUUCGACCGCUCGGAGACGGUCAUCACUUGCUAGUAACCUGAAGAAGAACCUAAAGGUCAAUUUUGCUCUACCCCCUGAAGAAAGCACUCCAGGUGACGCCCCGAUUACGAUCCCCAAGCCCCGUAAAGUCAGCGGAGACUCUUCCAAGGGCGUUUUUAGGAAUCCUGAUGACCAUAUCUACGAGGAACCGGAAGUCGCCGAACCACGCCCCGACUUCUCCAGAUCGGACUCCUCAGCAUUGAGGAACAAGCCUCGCAAUGCUCUUCCACGUCUUGGUAAACCGCUGCCCUGGCUUCGAGAUCGAAACACCAAUGGAUCUGUUCGAGAUAAAAUCUCCCAGUUCGACAUUCACAAAAACCCUCCUACCCAGUCUCGCAACCCAGCAUAUACAAAAAACGAGCCCCUGCCCCCUUCGCCUCCAUCCGCCAAUGAAGAGCCAGUCCCCACAAAGGAUGGCAUAGAAAUCCGCAGUGACGAUAUCCGAGCAGCCACGAGCAAAAAACUCAAAGACCGAAGCGAAAACCUGCCUAUGCCGUCAGCUGUCAGUGAUCGCAUGGGACGACCGAUCGUGAGCUUUGACCCCAAAUGGCAACCAAGUGAUGCACCAAAACUGGGCCGGCAGCCGUCAAAUAGUCAGGAUCUAGCGCCUGUAGCACCUCCUCCCACUCCUCCGGUCCCUAGUAUUGAGGUUGUUCCCAGUAUUGAAGUUGUUCCGAGUAUUGAGAUAUCGCCGUCAGACCCCCCGCCAAUCCCUGUCAUCAGUGUUCCAAACAUCAAGGCGCCUACUAUCUCGGAAAUGAAUGAUCCUUCUCAGAGAUCAACCCAAUCCACAAGGCCAAUGCCGCCCAGCACCCACAAUCGACAGGCUCUGCCUAGAAGACAAGGGUCAGAGCCUCAAGAUAGAUGGCGCACAUCCUAUUCGCGAGCUGGUGUUCCGACAGCACGCUGUGAAUCUUGCUCUUUGUCUAUUUCGGGGAAGAUUGUGACUGCUGGGGGAUGCCGAUUUCACCCGGAAUGUUUUGUCUGCUUCCACUGCCAGACAGCUCUGGAGUGUGUAGCCUUUUAUGAAGAACCACAGGCCAGCCGUGCUGAAAGGCUUUCCAACGACUCUGAUGAGGAGGCCCGUGUCCCUCGGUUCUACUGUCACUUGGAUUUCCAUGAGAUGUUCAGCCCCCGCUGCAAGAGUUGCAAAACUCCAAUCGAGGGCGAGGUUGUAGUCGCAUGCGGCGCAGAAUGGCAUGUUGGACAUUUCUUCUGCGCCGAAUGUGGUGAUCCUUUCAAUUCCCAAACCCCAUUCGUCGAGAAGGAUGGUUUCGCAUGGUGUCUUCGAUGCCAUUCUCGCCGGACUGCUCCCCGCUGCCUCGGAUGCAAGCAGCAUGUCUUGGAUGACGUUGUUAUAACUGCCAUUGGCGGGCAAUGGCACGAGCGCUGUUUUGUCUGCCACGAGUGUGGUGACGACUUCGGGUCAGAAGGCCGCUUCUUCGUCCGAGAGGGCGAACCUAAGCGCACAGCCAAAGGUCGCAUAAUUGGCGGCCCCGUCCAGCUGGCUGUUUGUGAGCGAUGCGAGGGUAUUCGUCUCAAGGCACCGGGGAUGUGCUGA
Messenger RNA from Penicillium macrosclerotiorum, 2361 nucleotides. Its product is annotated as LIM domain protein. Bases 1 to 2361 code for a protein of 786 amino acids. Lineage: Eukaryota; Fungi; Ascomycota; Eurotiomycetes; Eurotiales; Aspergillaceae. The record is from RefSeq and is a predicted model, not a curated record. The transcript is spliced from 3 exons.